This is a messenger RNA of Alligator sinensis (Chinese alligator), 5653 nucleotides long. It is a transcript of the gene GRK4, whose product is annotated as G protein-coupled receptor kinase 4. The record is from RefSeq and is a predicted model, not a curated record. The transcript is spliced from 16 exons. Gene Ontology annotation, biological process: regulation of signal transduction; protein phosphorylation; signal transduction. NCBI's taxonomy places the organism in Eukaryota, Metazoa, Chordata, Crocodylia, Alligatoridae. Gene Ontology annotation, molecular function: ATP binding; G protein-coupled receptor kinase activity. Gene Ontology annotation, cellular component: cytoplasm. Bases 73 to 1704 code for a protein of 543 amino acids.
AUCGUGGCCAACACGGUGCUGCUGAAAGCCCGGGAAGGCAAACGGAAUGGGCGCAGUAAAAAGUGGAGGGAGAUGCUGAAGUUGCCACCCAUCAGUUACUGUGAAGGCCUCAGACGUUCAGUUGAAAAGGACUAUAACCAGCUCUGUGACAAGCAGCCAAUAGGGAAACUUCUCUUCAGGCAGUUCUGUGACACUAAGCCAGAUUUGAAGAGGUGCAUUGAAUUCCUGGAUGCAGUGGCAGAGUAUGAAGUGUCUUCAGAUGAAAAGCGUAAAGAUUGUGGCCUGGAAGUUCUAGCGAAAUAUUUCACCAAUGGGUCUACAGCCCACUUACCAGAAAUACCUCAAGAUACAGUGGAUGAAUGCAAGGCAAGGUUGGAGAAGAAUCCUUCCAAAGAACUCUUUAAGGACUGCACAAGAGUUGUUCAUGAUUAUUUAAGCGGAAGACCAUUUGAGGCUUAUCAAGAAAGCAUACAUUUCUCACGGUUUUUACAAUGGAAAUGGUUAGAAAGGCAACCAGUAACCAAGCACACGUUUAGGCAUUACCGAGUACUAGGCAAAGGUGGAUUUGGAGAGGUAUGUGCCUGUCAAGUGCGGGCAACAGGAAAAAUGUACGCUUGUAAAAAGCUAGAAAAGAAAAGAAUAAAGAAGAGAAAAGGAGAAUCAAUGGCUUUAAAUGAAAAAAUAAUUUUAGAAAAAGUGAAUAGUAGAUUUGUAGUUAGUUUAUGCUACACCUAUGAGACUAAGGAUGCUCUAUGUUUAGUAUUAACCAUUAUGAAUGGAGGAGAUUUGAAGUUUCAUAUAUACAACAUGGGAGAUCUUGGCUUUGAUGAAAAAAGAGCUGUUUUUUAUGCUGCAGAGCUAUGCUGUGGCCUGGAGGAUUUGCAGAGAGAGAGAAUUGUUUACAGAGACUUGAAGCCUGAAAACAUCCUUCUUGAUGACUGUGGACACAUCAGAAUUUCAGACCUUGGAUUAGCAGUACAAAUCCCAGAAGGAGAAACAGUCAAAGGGCGAGUUGGAACUGUUGGAUACAUGGCUCCAGAAGUUAUCAACAAUCAAAGCUAUACAUUCAGUCCUGAUUGGUGGGGUCUCGGCUGCCUAAUUUAUGAAAUGAUUGAGGGACAAUCUCCAUUCAGGAAGCACAAGGAAAAAAUCAAACGGGAGGAGAUUGAACGAAGAGUAAAGGAAGAGCAGGAGGUGUAUUCAGACAAGUUUUCAGAGGAGGCAAAAUCUAUCUGCAGGAUGUUACUUGCCAAGGAUCCAAAGCAAAGAUUGGGCUGUGGUGUCGAUGGAGCUGCUUCUGUAAAACAGCAUCCCAUUUUCAAUGGUAUUAACUUCAAGCGACUGGAAGCAAACAUGUUAGAUCCACCUUUUUUGCCAGAUCCACGUGCAGUGUAUUGUAAGGAUGUCUUGGAUAUAGAACAGUUCUCCACAGUAAAAGGAGUGAACCUGGAUACUGCAGAUGAUGACUUCUAUUCCAGAUUCGUUACUGGUUGUGUUUCAAUCCCUUGGCAAAAUGAGAUGAUUGAAACAGAAUGUUUUGAAGAUAUCAAUGCAUAUGAAAUGGAUAGCACCUUGACACCAGAUGUGGACAUGAGCAAACAUACUCCUAGACCAAAGAAAGGCUUCUUUCAUAGACUCUUCAGAGGAAUGGUCUGCUUUAAAUCGAGUUACAGUGAUAAUGAAGAGGAGUCCUCUAGACUUUGAAUUAACUUUCCUAUCACCAAAAAACAAAAGGAUGAAUGAGCUUCAAAUGUUUUAUAUCUCUGUAGCAGAGUAUAUUAUAACUUUUAUAAAAAUUAGCUAUGUUUUUGUACAUUUGUACUUCAGUUAAGAUGUAUAUUUUCCCGAUUUUUUUUUCUUUUUUUUUUUUAUUGUACAGAAAGCCAUGAGUACCACUUAAAAGUGUGUGUGCAUAUGUAAAAUAAUUACAUUUGUAAUUCUAAUGAGUCUAAAAAAUAUUGAAAGGGGUUUUUAGAGCACAGCUAAUAUCUGUGCCUAGAGAUAUUUGGUUUUGUUCCUAACAACUCAACUUGGAGGCUCUAUUUCUUAUUCAGCAGAGCUGUGAGGGGGGUAUUCAUAACAGUACAAUUGUUAUAUUGAUUUAGCCAAAUAUUUCUGGUGUUAAAAGCACUUCAAUACUAUUAGAUUUCAGGUUGCAAUUUAAUGUAUUUCUUAAAUAAUUUAAAAUGAAAUCAUUAGGAAAAGAAGGAAUUAAUUUAGUACACUGUGACCAGUUUAUGUAAAGUUUUUUUUUAAUAUGUUUUUGUUUUCAGUGUGUUUCAAAAUGUAUGUUUUAUAUAUUGUGUAUUCUGAAGAUUGCCUUGAUCUUGCAACAAUCUUCAUCUUGCUAAAUAUUGAUAGAAGGGGAUAACAAUGGCUUUCUCAGCAAGUAUUUAUAUACCCUGUCCCCCACAUGCCUUAUAAGAAAGAUUAAGAUUAUUCAUCUUUCUGUAGUGUUGGGAUCAUUUCCUUUCUGUUCAUAUAUUUGAAGCAAGACUGAGCAUAAGAGAGGACUUCCAGGUUUGGGUUCUUUUUUUUUCUUUUUGAAGUGGUAAUUUAUGCUUCUGGUAACUCCUCCUCCUUCCCUUUAGAUAAAGCUUACAAAUAAGGUUCUUGUCUACAUUGCAAGUAGAGCCAUGCUCCUAUACAACUCAACUGUAUUUCGAAUACUUCAUACUUUAUAACUAUAAUUACUAUAAAAGCAGCAUACAUAAUGUUGUGUUUUUCCCUUCUCCCCCUUCUUAACUAAGACUAUGCUAUCACCCCCGUGAUGCAGGCUGUGUAGUCUAUAAUGUGGUAUACUGUGCAUGAACUGUAAAAGGGAUAGGAUUUAACUUUACUACAUAAUACUUCACUACUUAUUUUCAUUGUAGUUUCUUAUAUUUGAUCACUGAGUUGAUGAUCACCUCUGAGGGAAAUCAAAGUGUUCGUGUAAUUAAUUUUAAUACUGACAAUCUUCAUGAAUUUUCAAACAUAUCAAGGAUAAGUAAUUCUCUGAGAUUUGGGUGCCCCUGGUACUCUUUGUAGGUGGAGCCAGGUACCGUUACUUCUAGAUAAGAUUUCUUGAAACAUUGUGUUAAAAGCCCCUUUUUCAGUUGCUUGUAGCUCAUAUCCUUUAACCUCUUGGUCCUAGAGCUUUGUGUAUCAGAUUUCUGUCUGUUUUUGAAAGUUUCAGAUAAAACUCAGUUGCUUCCUGAAACAGCUGUUUCAUUGCAAAGCUCUCCUGGUAUAUUCUUUGGAUCAGACACUUUACGUUUGAUAGGGCCAUCCCCUGGAGUCAGAUAUGCCUCUUGCCAUUUCCAGAAAAAUGUGCUCAAGUUAUUAGCUUUUGAAAAAACUGAUUUGCACAGUAGAAACUUGCCUGCUUGGUAAAUUCCCUGAAGAUUGUGCCUCCAGUGAACAUACAUCAACCGAUCACAGCUACAAACAAACUGGACCACAUAUGUGCUAUGUGUACAGAGCAGCAGAGCUUGCUUCAGCUCUUUUUCUUGAAAUUUCUUCUCUUAGCUGGUAGAGGCUGCUUUGUCUUGAGCACAAGCUCUGAGAAAAGAGUGUUCUCCUGUGCUCUCAGUACUCUUUUUUUGCUGCCUCCUGGGUAGUACGGAGAAGAGGGAAGAGUGCUCACUGUAAUGCACAGGGGAGCUGAAAGAUAGCUAAAGGGACUGUAUUAGAUGGGACCAGAGAGAAUGGGGUUAGGAUGUGGAGUAGAAUAAGACAAGGGCAAAUGUGGCACAGGUGUAGAAAGGCCUGGAUAUAACCUGGAGUUUAUAGGGGGCUGGAGGAGGAACUGAAGUUUGUGAGAUUUACUUUUUCUGUACUUGUUAAAUAGUAAUUCUCAAAUGUGAUCACUUUAAUUGUGGAAAUCCUCAGGCUUAUUGUAGUGAUAUCAAGGUGAUAUUAACCUUGGACAUACGGAAUGACAGCUUGGAUUUAAUGCUUGCUUAGAGCAACUUGCAAUUUGGGCAGGAAUACUAUGGACACAAGCUGAGUGGUUUUGAUGACAAAGCCACAAGAAGCAACUGUAACAAAGGAAGGGAAACUAUAUUUAUAUUUACCAUGUACUGUAAGUUAUCUAUGCUUUAGAUCAGUAGUGCUCAACCUUUUUCCUCAAUGGACCACAUGGGCAGUGCCAGGUCUGUCUGUAAGCCAGAUCAAGGCAGUGGUCCUGAUCUGGCACCCCUGGUGGGCACAGUGUGUACCAUCCAGCUGCACAGAGUGUUGGGGGCAGUCUGGCCCAGCAGGGGAGGGGAGCAUAGCUUGGACCCAAGGGGGAAUGGGGAUGUGGCCUAGCCCCAAUAUAGCCCCACAGGAGGGCAAGGGGGCAUGGCCUGGCCCCAACCCACUCUGAUCCAGAUGUGCAGGGAGGUGUGGUCCAUGGGGGGAAGGGAGCAUAGUAUGACUCCAACCAGUUGUGCAGAGCUUGGGGUUUAGGAAUUUGGCUGUGGGGACAGUGGCCAUAUUAAUGGCCGCUGCUCCCCCACCACCAAAUUUCUUGACUCAUGGGGAGCCCCACAGGCAAGAUGAAAUGGUUCUGCCGGCCACAUUUGGCCCAUGGGCCAGAGGUUGAGCACCCCUGCUUUAAGUAGAAAAAAUAUCCAAAACUGAAAAAGGUACUGAGAUAACUUUCUGCUUAAUAAUGUACCACUUCAUUUCAGUAGUUGUAGUAGUAAUUCACUUGGCUCAUUGUGGUUAGGAGGUGAAUGAUAACUUUGCAGUUGAGUAUUGUUUACUAAACUCCUUUUGAAAAGAAAGUGGGCCAAGAUUUGUCCUGUGAACGUGGAAGUGAGGUCUCUACUGAUUUCUGUGGGAUCUGUGCGUAUGGAUUUGAGCAAAAUGUGACUUUGUGUGUAACUAAGCAUGAACUAUAUUGUUUGAAAUUAGGAUAAAUGAUACUAAACUAUAUUUAUGCUCCUUUACUUCUGCCAAUCAAAAAGCUGCAGUUCCUAUCAAAUGUCUGGGGCAUGGAUGCUCAACCCCCUAGCCUGUGGGCUAGAUCUGGCCCCCGGCACAGUGUCAUAUGAUCCACAAGGCCCAAUCAACAUGUACGUGGAGUGUGGAGGGAUCAGCUCAGGGCCCAAUCCUGGCAUGUGGAGGCAGUGCAGGAUCCCAGGGCCAAUCCCAUCAAGCAGGGCCAGGUGGUGCCCUGAAGCCUCAUCCCAGCUGAGCAGAUCCCACAUCUAACUCAUGGACCAGCGCUGCGCCAUUUAUUUGGCCAUAGGGCCAAAAACUUGAGCAUCACUGGUCUGUGAAGAUCCCUGUUCAAUCUUGUGUCAUCUCUAUAGAGCCUAUAUUUACAGGCAACCUUCCAAAGAAGAAAAAGGCAGUCCUGCCCUGUUUUGAGAAGAAAAGUAAGAGCUUUUUUAACUACCCAGUCAGAUGCUUGCUGCUAUCACUUCCCACCAUACUCUCACCCAAUAACAUAUUCGUUCUUAGCUCCCUGUGUAGAUCAACACACUCUUACAGUAACUUUGCCCCCAAAGGGAAAUGCUGUUCCUACAUGAACAAACAGAAAAAGUAAGAGUGGUUUGAAUCAUAACUGUUUCAACCUUUGCCACCAACUGAAUGUUUUGAUCGUUGUUGUCAUAAAUAGGUGAGUCCUCGGGCCCGCACUGUUUAACAUCUUCAUCAGCGACUUGGACGCGGGGGUGGAAAG